GCGGUCAAAGUUCGCUCGCAGUCCUUCCCUCUCUCGGCGGCAAGGCGUGCGAGUGUGCUUCACUAGCCUAUGCUAUUUGAAUAAACAAUUUUUUCAUCUGCAAAACUACUUUAGCAGUACAGUCAUGAGUUUGCCGUUAAACCCCAAGCCCUUUCUGAACGGUCUCACAGGAAAGCCUGUGAUGGUGAAGCUGAAGUGGGGGAUGGAGUACAAGGGGUACCUGGUGUCGGUGGACGGCUACAUGAACAUGCAGCUGGCCAACACAGAAGAGUAUGUGGAUGGAGCAUUAGCGGGUCAUCUUGGCGAGGUGCUCAUCAGGUGUAAUAAUGUUUUGUACAUAAGAGGAGUAGAAGAAGAGGAAGAAGAUGGAGAGAUGAGAGAAUGAAGAGUGAAUCGAUUUCUAAUGGGAUUGGAAGAUGUAUUGGUUAAUUUGCCAUUUGUGUUAGUUUUAUGUAAAGCUGUUUCUUUUUUCUUUGUAAAACUGUUAGUUUGACAUUUUUUUCACUGUAAAAGUUAUUGGUGGCACGACAAAUAAAUUGUGCACUUUUGUA
This is a messenger RNA of Pimephales promelas (fathead minnow), 551 nucleotides long. It is a transcript of the gene snrpf, whose product is annotated as small nuclear ribonucleoprotein polypeptide F. The record is from RefSeq and is a predicted model, not a curated record. Gene Ontology annotation, molecular function: RNA binding. Gene Ontology annotation, cellular component: U1 snRNP; pICln-Sm protein complex; catalytic step 2 spliceosome. NCBI's taxonomy places the organism in Eukaryota, Metazoa, Chordata, Actinopteri, Cypriniformes, Leuciscidae. Gene Ontology annotation, biological process: spliceosomal snRNP assembly; mRNA splicing, via spliceosome.